AGACUUGAAGGUAGAGAAGAAGCUAUUGUGAUAAAUUUGUCCUCUACAUCUCUUCCAUGACUUGAAAAUCAAGAACUACAGCAGUAGCACCUCAGGCUUCAUCCUCCUGGGCCUCUCUUCCGACCCAUGGCUGCAGAAACCUCUCUUUGCCAUCUUCCUCCUCAUGUACCUGGUCACCAUCCUAGGCAAUGUGCUCAUCAUCCUGGCCAUCCGCUCUGACUCCAGGCUCCACACCCCUAUGUACUUCUUUCUCAGCAACUUAUCCUUCAUGGAUAUCUGCUUCACAACAGUCAUUGUGCCCAAUAUGCUGGUGAAUUUACUCUCAGAGACAAAGGCGAUCUCCUAUGUGGGUUGCCUGGCACAGAUGUACUUCUUCAUGGCUUUAGCAAACACUGAUAGCUACCUGCUAGCCUCCAUGGCCAUUGACCGGCUGGUGGCCAUCUGCAACCCCUUCCACUAUGAUGUGGCUAUGAGCCCAAGGCACUGCCUCCUCAUGCUGUUGGGUUCAUGCACCAUCUCCCACCUGCAUGCUCUGUUCCGUGUGCUACUCAUGUCUCGCCUCUCUUUCUGUGCCUCCCAUGUCAUUAAACACUUCUUCUGUGAUACCCAGCCUGUGUUAAAACUGUCCUGCUCUGACACAUCCUCCAGCCAGAUUGUGGUCAUGACUGAGACCCUGGCUGUCAUCGUGACCCCCUUCCUUUGCAUCCUCUUCUCCUACCUGAGAAUCAUCAUCACUGUGCUCAGCAUCCCCUCUGCAGCUGGCAAGUGGAAAGCCUUCUCCACCUGUGGCUCCCACCUCACUGUAGUGGCCCUCUUCUAUGGCAGUGUCAUCUAUGUCUAUUUUAGGCCCCUGUCCAUGUACUCGGUGGUGAAGGACCGGGUCGCCACAGUUAUGUACACAGUAGUGACUCCCAUGCUGAACCCUUUCAUCUAUAGCCUGAGGAACAAAGAUAUGAAGAUGGGUUUGAGGAAAUUAAGGGACAGAAUUCACUCCUAG
Messenger RNA from Fukomys damarensis (Damara mole-rat), 997 nucleotides. RefSeq names its product olfactory receptor 1L6. The coding region runs from base 164 to 997 and encodes 277 amino acids. Lineage: Eukaryota; Metazoa; Chordata; Mammalia; Rodentia; Bathyergidae. Gene Ontology annotation, cellular component: membrane. Gene Ontology annotation, biological process: G protein-coupled receptor signaling pathway. The record is from RefSeq and is a predicted model, not a curated record. The transcript has a single exon. Gene Ontology annotation, molecular function: olfactory receptor activity; G protein-coupled receptor activity.